Molecule: messenger RNA, 2157 nt
Organism: Phytophthora infestans T30-4
Lineage: Eukaryota; Oomycota; Peronosporomycetes; Peronosporales; Peronosporaceae
Exons: 1
Coding region: 55-2061 (668 amino acids)
Molecular function (GO): oxidoreductase activity
Source: RefSeq, a predicted model, not a curated record
AGUCAAUCGGACUAGCACCUUAUCCGUCCUCGCAGAUCAAGGUCCAGAGUAACCAUGAAGCUCGCGUGGGUGUUGAGCGCAGCUCUUCUAGCGUUCGUUUCGAUCCUGUCGCCGGUUCACGCACAGUGCGGUGCGCGUGUCCGUAAGGACUGGGACGCCAUGACGACCGCCGAGAAAGACACGUACAAGGGAGCCCUCGCUGCUGCGAUGGACUCGGGUGCUUACAUCAAGUUCAUCGAGAUGCACACAGAGAUGCAGUCGGAGAUGGAAGCUCAUCGACAGUGUAUGUUCAUCUACUGGCACCGUCUGCUACUGGUUGUCUUUGAGAACAUGCUUCGUGGACAAGGACCCCAGUACGCUUGUGUGACUGUGCCGUACUACAACUGGGUGGGUGCCAACAACCGCAUGCUUGCUGGUUCAUGCUCUUCUCUUGGAGACUGCUCCACAAUCACGAGAGAACUCGGAGGCUACACGACCGGCUCACAGCGCACGAUCAACAUCAACGGAAUUAACAACUCGGGGCGCUGUGUGGCGCAGUCGCCGCUUGAUCACUUCUGCCAAUCCGGAACAGUGUCCGGAUCGGCUUGUGCGCGCUGUGUACCUCGAGGUAACUGGGGGUCUGCAAGUGUUCCAUCCAGUACCAGCUUUGCUUCGGUUCGUCAGCAAGUUUUCAACGCUCAAAACAUCGGUCAGAUGUCCCCGAACGUCGAACAAGGUUGCCACAACAACAUCCACGCCAACCUUGGAGGUGCCAUGGGCACGUUCGCUUCUCCGUCUGAACCCAUCUUCUGGUCGCACCACGCUAUGGUCGAUGCGCUCCACACUAUCUUCCACAAGUGCCGUGUCGGUACCCAGCGACUGACGUUCGCGCAGAAAGCUGCGCACCCUGUUGCCUGGACUUCAUGUGCCAAGCGAGGUGGCGGUUCGUUCAAUCCGACGGAUGUUAUCGUUAUGCGCACGGGCGUCAAUGGCAACAACCCGAUUCAAGGAAGCCAAGACCCGCUCAUCGGUCGAUACUUCACAGGCGUUCCCAACCAGUUCGCUGGACUGAUGGACGUACGUGAUUUGGGUGAUAGCAGCUACUCGUACGAACUUAGCGGUCAACUCGCCGACAUGUACAACAACUGUGAUGGCACGCCUACUCCGGCGCCAACGACCGCGCCGGCACCUGUCACCCCUACUGCGGCUCCCACCCCGGUUACCACCGCGCCUGUGCCGGUCAACAACGCACCAGUCACUCCUACAGCGGCACCUCAACAACCUGGCCGCUGGGGCUUGUUCGACUGGCUUCGCAACCGCUGGGGCUUUGGGCGCUUUGGUCGCAGACUUGAAGCCGAGCACGGAUACGGUUGCGGACGCAAACUUAAAGCGGAGCACGGUUGGGGAUGGUGGCCGUGGAGGAACAACCAGGGCAACAACAUCCGGGGCAACGACUGCGAUGACGAGCCCAGCGUUAACAACAACUACGCCCCGACGGUACCUGCUUCGACUGCCCCGACAAAUAACUACGCUCCUGCCGUGACAACCCCGUCGAAUAACUACACUCCUGCCACAAUAGCUCCGACUGUUGCACCUACCACAGCCCCCACAACGUCUCCACAGUAUGAUGGCAACAACAACAAUGUGGAUGUGGUUACGGUGAACAAAGAGACUGCAGAAGAGAAGAAAGUCUCAACUUGGUACAAGAAAACGAUGGCCAACAUGGGGGGCCAAUGUGCCGAAGCCAUGGCCGAUCUCGAGCGUCAAGUGUGCAUGUUUGAGAACCAGUGUCUAGGAGGCACGAAAGAUUACUCGGCGGCGUUCAAGGCAACGUGGGGGGCGAAAGAACCGCGUUGUCUUACGAUCGUCAACUCCAUCAAGAGCGGUCAACAGAAGAUCACGUACGGGAACUGGCGUAAGGACAUGGAAUCCUACUUCGGCUGCCCCAAGCCGACAAACGCUACUCAGUCUACGAAACAGAACGCCUACAGUGACACGACUCAAUCUGUCGUUCAGGAUGCCACUCAGACUGUCACGCAGACUGCCACGGAUGCGCUCUCAAGCGUGGUGCAGUCCGUUUAGCUCUUACGCGAGACCAAGUAGUAGCUUCGUUCGAACUCGUAGAUCAAUGUGAUGAGUAAUGUGUGUGGUUCUACGAGUAUAUUGUCUUUUCAAGUC